GCAGAAAAUACGCGAAAAGUAUAACAAUUCGUAUUUAUGAAUUACAAUUUAUACUCUUUAUUAUCUUAUUGGGUUUUAAUGUAAAGAUGCGGUCGGUGAAAACAGAAAAUGCUAGCAGCAGCGAACAAUUGCUAGCCUGUCGGGUUUGUCUGGCCACUGAAGCUAAGUUGUACAAUAUUCUUAAAAAUGGAUUAGAAAAAGAAAUUCUGGAGCUACUAGGGAUCGAGGUGUUAGCAAUAGAUGGGUAUCCACAGCACGUAUGUGCAUUCUGCCGGGUACUUUUAGCAAAGUUUAAGCAGUUCCGAGCUUGCAGCCAACGGGCCCAGGAGCUGCUGCGGACACUUAAGAAACAACAUGGGAUUAAUACAAGCACCAUCACCACCAUCCACUCUCCAUUCACAAACCUAACCAUCCACACCACCACCCUCAUAGAAUACCAAUACCAAGAACGACCAGAAAUACCAGCACUUAUUGUCAAAGAUGAAUUAGAACCCAAGCAUGAAGAUGUAGUAAAAUAUGAAGAUUUAGAUGAUAAUAUAGAUGUGGAUGAUAAUAUAGAUUAUGAUGAUGAGGACUAUAAGGGGGAAGUGGAAGUUAAGAAGAGGAAGCGGAAGAGGAGGGUUGGGAAGGAAGUUACGAGGGAGAAAAAGAAGUUACCUAAAGAAAAGAAGAUAAAGAAAAUGUUCGACUGCGAGGCCGACUUCCCCGCGUUCGAGGCCAAAUACAACAUGGAGAUAGUGGUCCUCACUAUGGACCAGCAACUAGAAAACAUGGCCGCCCGGAAAAACUCCUCGAACUAUGUCAACUCCCCGUAUAAAUGCCAGCUGUGCUUUAAGGGGUUUUCGUCUGAAGCUACUUUCAAAAAUCAUAAUUUAAAGCAUCAUGACCCGACACACAUCUUCCCACUCGCCCUCAAAUUCCUCGCCAAUAUAGCCGUACUUACACAUUUGUGA
Cydia amplana is the source of this 953-nucleotide messenger RNA. RefSeq lists its product as uncharacterized. Gene Ontology annotation, cellular component: nucleus. NCBI's taxonomy places the organism in Eukaryota, Metazoa, Arthropoda, Insecta, Lepidoptera, Tortricidae. The record is from RefSeq and is a predicted model, not a curated record. The transcript is spliced from 5 exons. Bases 87 to 953 code for a protein of 288 amino acids. Gene Ontology annotation, molecular function: zinc ion binding.